GUCAAAUAAUGUGUCAAUCACCUGUGAAUCAAACUGUGUGUGGCUCAGUUCAUGUCACAGUGUUGUUUAGUAUAUCUUCACUUGUCUCACUCUCCUUCUGUUCUGUCCAUCAGGACGAUCCUCAGCGCUUACACAGAUCCUCCAUCGAUGUUUUGGAUCCAAUCAGUGAUCAGUUCUACGAGGAGGCCUGGAUGUUCACCAGCGCUCGCUACACCUCCAUCUACCAGAAGGUUUUCCACUGUCGGCCAUCCAGCGAUGCUGGAGGGCUACCUGGCCAAUGCUGGCCUACACAAAGAGGUCCCAGCUCGGAGGAGCUGAAGAAGAUCCUUGCCUUCCUCGUCAGUUUCCUCUUCAGUUCCUAUCCCAACAAAACCUUCUUGCACCUAUUAGCUCCAAAGAGGCUAUGGUGCCCGUGGAGGUCUGGACCUGAGGCCUGUGCUCAUCACGUGGAUAGAAAACACUCUGACACCAUUCUGGAGAUGUUGACUGUGACCUCAGAGGCCAACUGGACCACACAGCUGCAGCAGGAGUGAGGGAGAGGAGUCUUCAUCCAGCUUCAAAGAAAACAUCCAGUUAGAAACCCUGCAGCAACCCGACCCAAAACUGUGUCUUCUUGUUGGCCUCAACGUUGAAGUGUCAAACGUCCAACAUCUGGAAAGGAAACCACGCCAGUGUACUGUGAUGUUUCACCAACAUGUGGCAGACGCUGGUCCUGCCUUUCAUGCUGACAUCAGCAGAGAGCCCCGCCUACCUCAAAGCCUCCCCUGUCAUGUAUUGAUCAGGAUGAUUAUGAAGAUGAGCGAGUGCAAAUAAGACUGUAAAAGUCCACGAGCAGAAUGUUUGGAUGCUUUCUAAUGAUUCAUGAAUAUCAUGAGAGUGUUUGUGUGUUUUGUCUUUUCUUUGCUGACGUUUGUUACUAACAAAGACAAUUUACGCUCUGUGUGUGUUUUCAUCCUUACCAGCCGCACUCUGACUGCAAUGAAGGAAACAAACUGUAGAAAUCGUCGACUCAGUGACUUCAUAAAAUAUUGAAGUGGUUCAGGUAGAGCCAGUUUUUAAAUGACCAUGAACACUGAGCGUAUUGUAUCUGUACAGCAUGUUUU
Maylandia zebra (zebra mbuna) is the source of this 1103-nucleotide messenger RNA. RefSeq names its product phospholipase D1-like. The record is from RefSeq and is a predicted model, not a curated record. NCBI's taxonomy places the organism in Eukaryota, Metazoa, Chordata, Actinopteri, Cichliformes, Cichlidae.